CACGAAUGCUCCGCCACGCUGUCGGUCGGGUCGCGACCUCAUCAGUUCUGUCUGCAUCGGCAAAGCGAUCUGCAGUUGUGGUGCAUACGAUUUCAACUGCAGAACAACAAGCCAACUCCAAUCCGUCGCGCAUGGCAUGGAUGGGCAUGGCCAUGGCUGCGUCGGCUGCGGCUAUGGGGAGUGCGCUUUGCGACGCGCCUCCACUGUCCCCGAUUGAUCGCGUUCAGAGUCCAACUGAAAAUCCUUCAGUCCCGUUGGAUCGUGUGCUCAACCGCCAGCUCCAAACACCCGUCGCUGGAGUUCAAAGUUAUUCGGCUGCGUCCUAUAAGGCAAACAACCCGAUCGAGGAUCGAUUUGUUGUGCAUGCUAAAGAUGGAGUUGUGUACGCUGCGGUGCUUGAUGGCCAUGGGGGCUGGCAAGUGUCCCAGUACGCCCACGACCACUUAAUCAAGAACGCCCAAGCCGAAUUGAACAAGUUGCAUGCGAAAUCCACAGCUAACGUACAAGCGGCGCUGCAACAAGCGUUUUUGCGAACAGAUCUCGACAUUCGGGAAAUCGUUCGGCCGGCAUUCAACAUGGGCUUCCACCAAGUCAACCGCGUCGGCGCUUGUUCGCAGCUCGCGUAUUUGAAAGACGACAUGCUCGUGGUUGCGAACGCGGGGGAUUGCCGUGCGGUGCUCGGGUCGGUCGAAAGCGACUCCCUUGUUGCGAUUCCCAUGAGCAACGACCACAAUGCCAAGCUGCCAGUUGAGAUGGCCCGACUGAGCCAGGCCCAUCCGAACGAGCCCAACAUCGUCGUGUGCAAGCACCCCGAAUCGUGCUAUGUCAAAGGCGGCCUCCAGCCGACUCGCGCUUUGGGGGACUUUGCGUUCAAAGAUGCGUCACUCAACGGCCCCGCCGACCCCACGCUUCGCGCUGGUGGCCGCCACAUUGCCGACCCGUACACUCCUCCGUAUGUGCUCGCAUUGCCCGAAACCCUUUCGCACGUGGUCACAGGCGCAGACAAAUUCCUCAUCCUUGGCAGCGAUGGUGUGUGGGACUUUUUGACAAACCAAGAGGCCGUGGAUAUCGUCCAAGCAUGCGUUGCCCGCGGCGAGGCGGACGAGGCCAGCCGCGCCAUUGUCGAAGCAGUCUUGACGAAGGCUGCUCUCGUUGAAAAACUUACUCUGGGCCAACUCCUGGACCUCGCGCCAGGGCGGAAGCGCCGCAGCGUCCACGAUGACACGACUGUCGUCGUCCUGGUCUUUGCUUGAGGUCAACAUCGACUUGGAAGCGAGCCAGGCGACCGAGGGAUGCAAAGACAAGAGGCAUGAAAAUAAAUACGAUUGUUGGUGGUGUCCAUGACGCGGGGGGGUCAUCCACUCGAUGGAACCACGUUCGCCUGCACGGUUGCGAAAAUGGCCACGAUCGUGGCGUUGUCGAGAGGCGGCAACGUCUCUGUGCGGCUCGCGGCAACCGCAGGCAAGGUCACGUGGAUUCGGCCAGUCGCCAUAUCGACACAAAAGAGCUGAGGUUGUUGGCUGGGGUCUUGAGCCACGGUAAACGCUGUCGUCGACGUUUGUGGCAUCGCCAGGGCCACCUCUCCCGCGCUGUCCACAUCGACGUUGACGAGAACCGACGAAGUCAACGCGAUGACGGAUAAGCUCCCAGACGCCGAUGCCACGGGAGUAAAGGACGCCACUCGUUGCGGCAACACUAACGUCCACGUCAUCGGCCAACUGCCCCUUGGACCGUUUUGUUGCAGCAUGUACAGAAAGCCGUCGCUGACGUCUUGAGCAAACACGACAAGGGACCCACUGCGGCUCAUUGCGGCCGCAAUCGAUUGCCACGAUCGCGCACCGGUCGACCCUCCGAUGGUCGUCCACGGUCCGGUCCAUGUCCCGUCGACGUGGAAUGACUUGGUCGCGUGCUUGAGUGUAUUGGUGAUGGCGUCAACGCAAAAGAUCGCCGCUUGGUCGAUCGCGUCAGGAGUCGCUGCGAUGUCGACACAACGGAUAGCGCUAGGUACAGCCCUCCACUCAAACCUGAACAUGCCGUCGUCGCCGACGGUCCAUUCCUUGAGCGCGCUGGACGUGGCGUCGAUAGCAAAGAGCAGCGAUCGAGUCGCCAGAAUUUUGUCCAUGGUGGCAAUGCCAAGCGGCUGCCGUACCGCCCCGCCGCCCUUGAUCGCAUACACCAUGCCUUCCAUGUCGAGCGCGACUGCAUCGCUUGGAGUGGCGCCUGGAAUGAUUUGCUUGACAUUGUCGAUCCAAACGUGCCACUCGGACUCCCACUUGCCGCGAAAGUCGCGGACAAGGCGGCACGCCGUUCGAUUUUCAAAGACGACGUACGCUUCUUGGCUCCCAGGGACGCGCGUCGACUCGGUUGCGACGAGCGCUGUAAAGUGAUUCACGUCCGCGAACGACACAAUCAGGUCCCACGUGCCGUCGACAGUCUUGACGAAUCCACUGGUUUUGCCAGAGCUUUGCGAGAGGAAGAGCUGGUUGAGGCCGCUCAUGUCGGACGUCGUGGCAAACGCUUCUAUCGGGAUCGGAAGCUGCGUGCCAGCAUCAAACGAAUCGGGCGACGACUGCUUUUGCUCUCGGAACGACAUCCCGUCGGACGACGUAAAGUACACGGCAAUGUAGCCCUGCCAGUCGACUUUGACCGCGAUCUGAGAGCUGCUGCCCGACAACAUGUUGGGGUACCAAAAGUCGGCCCACGUCCCGUCCAGGUGCUGGAGCAGCGCCCACAGUUUGUUGGUCACAUCGCGGCCGAUUAGCCCGACUUGGGUUCCUUGAAUCGCCUCGAUUUGCACCAAAGGUGGCACACUCUCGACGUCCGGCGCGCCCUGGAAUUGGUACGGCACACCGACCCACCCACUUGGAGACCACUCGCUCGCCAUGUCAUCUUUCGCAAGCUCAUACACAAUUCCUGUCGUCGUCAGGCAAAAGACGGACAAGCCAAAGUAUACAUUCGGCGCCACGGAAAAGUCCCGACAAGGGGUCGGAGCUGGCGGGAGGGGUACCCAUUGUGGCCAUCCCAGCGACGUUGAUGCCGAGUCGGACUCGAGAAUGCGCCCGGUGCCGUCUUCCAAACCAAACACGAGCGACGUCAUCGAGUACGGCAUGUAGCAUUGCUCAAUCUUGGCGACGCGGGUGCUUCCCAAUGGAAUCCGACGAACAAACCGUCCCAUCCCCGUUUCCAUCAUUCGAUAUGCCAUCCCAUCGAGAUCGCGGACGUAAACUUGGCCGGAUUUGGGACCGCUAACGAGUUGGCUCACGUUCGUCGCGUACAAUGCCCAGUCGGACCACGUCCCAAAGAUGUCUUGGACCCGGCGGUACGCAGUCGAAUUGCUCGUCAAACCAAACAGCUCCUGGACCACAAGGACGCUGUCAUAGACUGGCGAUCGGCCGUCGACAGGCAGCAGGCGGGGUGAGGGUGUCUGUGCUAGUUGGCGCAGGCGAGACGAAGGUGCCGCCGACGUGGCGGUGGUCCAGUCACCAGUAGACUCUUGAUCCAUGGUCCACAACGAGCCGUGCAGGUCGAGGAAGAACAACGUGUUGACGGCGGUCGCCCGCGGCAUCGAACUCAACUCAAACGUUUGCACAUGUGAAGCAAUCGGCGACCAGGAUGUAACCCCGACGGAUGCGGCGCUGCGCACUGUUUCUAACGUGGCCACUAGGAGGUACUGAUUCGAAUCCAAAAUGACCAGGACAAACGUGUUGUCGAUUCCUCGAACCACCCCAACGUGCACUGCCUCGUUCUCCAAGUGCUUCCAUGGCAGCCAUCCAUUGGGAGUUUCAAGUCGCGCCCACACACUCGAGUCGACGGCACUGACACCACAAACACAUCUGUAGCCGUCCCGACUCGUUCCAAUGCUGAUCGUGCGAAAGGUGGGGUCGUUUUCAACUUGGCUGGGUUGGAGAACAUUCCACGUGCUCCACACGCCACGUACUUCGGUGGAUUCCCACAUCGUUCCGUUUGCCAUAAUCGACAUGACUUGGUGGUUGCCAUCUGCAUCGGCAGUGGCGACUGCAUCGAUCACAUCUCCAUCAAAGGUCCACCAGCCAAGCGCGUCCCGCGACGUCACUGCCAGUUUGUGGGACGUUGUGAUGGCGUACACCCGCCACGAUCCGGCAACAUCGCGGCUGCUCGCUAGCUUGGUCACAUGCGACACCCCAGACAAGGAUUGCCACUCGUGCCACGUCCGCGACUCGGCAUCCUCUUGCAUCUGAUACACGUGUCGAUCGGGGCCGACUGCAAACAUCACGUUCAAGUCUCGGUCGUUGGCGGUGCCGAUCACGUGGCGAACGCCAAAGCCGUACGGGCAGCUCCACUCGGUCCAGUUGCCGCCGUCGACUGCAGUGAGCAUGUAUACCUUGCCCCUGUCCGUUCGUGCGUACAGUCGGUGGAGAAGGCUGUCCACCACCAUGGCGACCGCUGCCGUGACGAGCACCAGGCGAACGGCCAGGCCGCUCACGCCCCACAUCAG
Molecule: messenger RNA, 4474 nt
Organism: Aphanomyces invadans
Lineage: Eukaryota; Oomycota; Saprolegniomycetes; Saprolegniales; Verrucalvaceae
Exons: 9
Coding region: 6-1253 (415 amino acids)
Biological process (GO): protein dephosphorylation
Molecular function (GO): protein serine/threonine phosphatase activity
Source: RefSeq, a predicted model, not a curated record